ACUAAUGUCAUGUAUGAUAGCCAUGAGCUAAUAGCACUAGAGAGCUAACGUCAGAGAACUAACGUAAGAUAAUUAGCGUAAGAGAACUAACGUAGGAGAGCUAAUAACACAGGAGAGUUAACGUCAGAGAAAUAACGUAAGAUAAUUAGCGUAAGAGAACUAACGUAGGAGAGCUAAUAACACAGGAGAGCUAACGUCAGAGAACUAACGUAAGAUAAUUAGCGUAAGAGAACUAUCGUAGGAGAGCUAAUAACACAGGAGAGUUAACGUCAGAGAACUAACGUAAGAUAAUUAGCGUAAGAGAACAAACGUAGGAGAGCUAAUAACACAGGAGAGUUAACGUCAGAGAACUAACGUAAGAUAAUUAGCGUAAGAGAACUAACGUAGGAGAGCUAAUAACACAGGAGAGUUAACGUCAGAGAACUAACGUAAGAUAAUUAGCGUAAGAGAACUAACGUAGGAGAGCUAAUAACACAGGAGAGUUAACGUCAGAGAAAUAACGUAAGAUAAUUAGCGUAAGAGAACUAACGUAGGAGAGCUAAUAACACAGGAGAGCUAACGUCAGAGAACUAACGUAAGAUAAUUAGCGUAAGAGAACUAAUGUAGGAGAGCUAAUAACACAGGAGAGUUAACGUCAGAGAACUAACGUAAGAUAAUUAGCGUAAGAGAACAAACGUAGGAGAGCUAAUAACACAGGAGAGUUAACGUCAGAGAACUAACGUAAGAUAAUUAGCGUAAGAGAACUAACGUAGGAGAGCUAAUAACACAGGAGAGUUAACGUCAGAGAACUAACGUAAGAUAAUUAGCGUAAGAGAACUAACGUAGGAGAGCUAAUAACACAGGAGAGUUAACGUCAGAGAAAUAACGUAAGAUAAUUAGCGUAAGAGAACUAACGUAGGAGAGCUAAUAACACAGGAGAGCUAACGUCAGAGAACUAACGUAAGAUAAUUAGCGUAAGAGAACUAAUGUAGGAGAGCUCAUAACACAGGAGAGUUAACGUCAGAGAAAUAACGUAAGAUAAUUAGCGUAAGAGAACUAACGUAGGAGAGCUAAUAACACAGGAGAGUUAACGUCAGAGAAAUAACGUAAGAUAAUUAGCGUAAGAGAACUAACGUAGGAGAGCUAAUAACACAGGAGAGCUAACGUCAGAGUCGGAAUUAAACCCAUGGAGGAAAGAUCGGAGUCAGUGCAGGAGCUGAAGACACAGCUGGAGGAGACAGAUGUGACCCUGGAGCAGAAGAUCAAGCUGCUCAACAGCGCCAUCAACAGCGCUCUGCACACAGACACCGUCGCUCUGACUCGUGUGACGUCUGAGUUGUAUCACAGCGGCGUCCUCCGUCACUGUGUCCAUGACGUCCUCUCUCUGGACGGUAGAAGACUGCAGGGACACUGGAGCUCCGCCUCCACACUCGCACAGCUCACCAGCUCGUGCUGUGCUGCUGUUGACCCUGGUGACCACUGGGAGGCGUUUCACACACUCUUCCUGCCGUCAGUCGUGGACGCCCUCCUGUCAUUGGCUGCUCAGAUGACGAUGAUGAGGACGACGUCUCAGGGGUCAGAGGGUGUGUCCAUGUUCAGGACGGUGAUGGACUCAGUGAGUCAGCUGCUCACGGCUCACGCUCAGCUCUCCUCACAGGUCCUCAGCUCUGUUCACUACGAGCACAUCCAGAUGUGUGAUGAUGUCACUGUGUCCCUGAUGUGCAUUAACAUGUGGAUUCAAACCUGCAGCGUCAGCAGGAACUUCCUGUCGAGCCUGAGUGACGACUCCAUCCUGUUGCUCCUCAGCGAGGCUGUUGGCCAAUUAGCCGUCAGCGCGGACUCUGCAGUGGGCGGAGCCUCUGUCAGACUCCUCUUCCUCAUGUCCAGUCAGCUGCAUGUGUGGCCCCUCCUCCUCAGCUUCAGAGGUCUGGACAACCUGCUGGACAAAGACUGGAGGGGGCGGGGCUUUGACCAGGAUGUAGAUCAGCUGAUAAAGCUCAUGAAGUCACACAGAGGCAGGAUCAGUCCCUCUCAGGAGAGCAGCGAGCGUGUGCGCGCGGCGUGCGUGAUCCAGGCGGCUUGGCGCUCGCAUCAGACCAGACGCAGAGUGAAGAGCCUGAGUCGAGCGGUGAGCUCGCUGCAGAGGAGCUUCAGGGCUCGGAGGAAGCAGCAGCAGCAGCAGGAGGAGGCACAGAAAUGGGAGGAGGAGCUUAAGUACCAGGUGUGUUUGCGGCGUAAGCAGGCGAGGAGGGCGUUCCACGAGAAGCAGAGAAAACUGCUGCAACUGCUGCCCCCUGGUGACCACACACACACACACACACACAACAUGAGACUGCAGAAAGUGAGUGUGUGUGUGAGUGUGUGUGUGUGUGUGUCAGGUCAGGUGCAGUCGUACCUGUCAGAGUGUGAGCGUUGUGCGGCCGUGAGGAUCCAGAGUUUGUGGCGAGGCUUCAGAGAUCGUCGUCUCUUCACCAACACGUACAGACGCUCGCUGAGGGAGCGACGCGCUGCCACAACCCUGCAGAGAGCUGUGCGUCGCUUCCUGCAGAGACGGCGAGCAGCCAAAGCCCCGCCCACCACAGCUCUCUGGCUUGGCCACAGAGGUUUGACGGACAGCAGUAGGGCGGAGCUAAAGGCACAGGUGGAGGAGUACGUCGCCGCCCAUCCUUCGUCCUGCGUGUCCCGAGAGGAGUGUGAGCGCCUCCAUGUGGACGUGCAGCUGCUACUGCAGGCGGAGCUUCAGAGAGGAGACGAGAGGAGGAGGGAGGAGCAAAGGAGGGAGGCUCUGCUGGCUCACACACACACACUGCUGGAGCAACUGAGAGAGGCUCCGCCCCUCUCCGUUGUCACGGCAACAGUUGCAGACUCCUUCCUCAGCCCGUCAGGCGUCAUCGCCGCCCGUGCCCGUGACUCCCACAAUGCCUUGCUGCAGGAAACUCGCCUGCCGUGGUGGAGGACGCUGGGAGAGGCAGAGGACGUGCUCGGCCCCGCCCAGCCGCUGGUGGAGCUGGAGGCGGAGCUCGGAGGACUGUUUGUGGGCGGGACAGUGUGACUGACAGGAUGUGAUUAUUGAUCACUGCUGUUUGUUUAUGUUGUUGCACACACACACACACACACACACACACACACACACACUGUCAUUAAAGUUUCUCUCUGGAUUAAAA
This is a messenger RNA of Solea solea (common sole), 3143 nucleotides long. It is a transcript of the gene iqcb1, whose product is annotated as IQ motif containing B1. The record is from RefSeq and is a predicted model, not a curated record. Gene Ontology annotation, molecular function: calmodulin binding. Gene Ontology annotation, biological process: cilium assembly. Lineage: Eukaryota; Metazoa; Chordata; Actinopteri; Pleuronectiformes; Soleidae. Gene Ontology annotation, cellular component: cilium. The transcript is spliced from 14 exons. The coding region runs from base 1166 to 3031 and encodes 621 amino acids.